Molecule: messenger RNA, 1551 nt
Organism: Candida tropicalis MYA-3404
Lineage: Eukaryota; Fungi; Ascomycota; Pichiomycetes; Serinales; Debaryomycetaceae
Product: tetrahydrofolate synthase
Exons: 1
Coding region: 1-1551 (516 amino acids)
Biological process (GO): tetrahydrofolylpolyglutamate biosynthetic process
Cellular component (GO): cytoplasm; mitochondrion; cytosol
Molecular function (GO): ATP binding; tetrahydrofolylpolyglutamate synthase activity
Source: RefSeq, a predicted model, not a curated record
AUGAGUGAAUCCGCUGAUUCUAGUUCUAUGAGACUCCCAAUUAAACAACGUACUUACAAAGAUGCAAUUAAUGCGUUAAACUCUUUGCAAUCCAAUUUUGCUUCGAUUGAAGCGACAAAAAAAUUGGGUCCAAAUGUCGAUCGUAAUGCAUUAUCCAUCAAUGAAGUUUACGAGUUCACAAGAAGAUUGGGAUACAAACCUAGUGAUUUCAAUAAAUUGAAUAUUAUCCAUGUUACUGGUACUAAAGGUAAAGGUUCCACUUGUGCCUUCACUGAAUCAAUAUUGAAACAAUACCAACCACAUCAAAUCUCCAAGAUUGGGUUAUAUACUUCACCACAUUUGAAAUCAGUCAGAGAAAGAAUUAGAAUCAAUGGUGAACCAAUAGAGCAAGAGAAGUUUGCCAAGUAUUUCUUUGAAGUUUGGGAUAAAUUGUCAAGUACUAAAUCAGACCCUGAAAAAUGGCCUACUUUGCAACCAUGCGAUCAAGUCAAGCCAAUGUACUUUAAGUAUUUAACUGUGUUAUCAUUUCAUGUUUUCUUACAAGAGAAAGUAGAUACUGCAAUUUAUGAAGUUGGUGUUGGAGGUACUUAUGAUUCAACUAAUAUUAUUGAUAAACCAACAGUUACUGGUAUUUCAGCAUUAGGUAUCGAUCAUACAUUUAUGUUGGGAGAUACCAUCGAAAGCAUCACUGAGAAUAAAACAGGUAUUUUCAAAAAUGGAUCACCAGCCUUUGUAUCCAAACAAUUGGAAUAUCCCCAAUCUCACGAAUUGGUUGAAAAGAGAGCCAAAGAAUUAGGUGCUUCAUCAUUGGAAUUUGUUGAUACCAAGGAUUUACCAGAGAUUGAAUUAGGAUUAUCUGGUGAUUUCCAAAAACAAAAUGCUGCAUUGGCUAUUAGAUUAGCAAAUUCUCAUUUGAAAUCAAUUGGUGUUACUGAAGACUUACCAGAGUUUAAUUCAGAUGGAACAAUCAAAAAGUUAUCAGAAAAGUUUAUCACUGGUUUGAAAGUUGUAGAUUGGCCAGGAAGAUGUCAAAUUAUUGAACACAAUCCAGAAGGUAUAACAUGGAACAUUGAUGGUGCCCAUACAUUGGAAUCAAUCAAUGCUUCAUCAACAUGGUUCAGAACAGAACAAGAAAAGUUAACUACACCAAAUAUUAAAAGAGCUUUAUUGUUCAACCAACAAGGUAGAGAAAACUACAUUGAAUUGUUGGAAAAAUUAUACACUACUGUCUGUGGUGGAUCAUCGGAUAUUCAAUUUGAUGAUGUUAUAUUUACCACCAAUACAACAUGGUCAUCGGGUCAAUACAAUUCUGAAUUGAUUUCAAAAAACACUUCCGAAGAUGCUGUUAAGAAGCUCGAAAUUCAAAACAAUUUAAGUGAUGCUUGGGCUAAGUUGGAUGGUGGUAAAGCCAAUAGACAUGUGUUUGCAGAUAUUGAAACUGCUGUUGAAUUCUUGAAAAAGGAAUCUAAUGGUAACUUACAAGUAUUUGUAUGUGGAUCAUUACAUUUAGUUGGUGGUUUCUUAGUUGUCCUUGAUAAUGAAAGAGAUUAA